AUGUGGACAGGAAUGAGACUUGCAUUUGCGACGCUGGUGACGUUGUUGCUGGUGUUGCCUACUGUGAAAACAAAGGAAGUGUCAACUUUAAAUGGCCCACUUCUAGGACAACGUCUGUCAGUGUUGGGCAAGUCCCUUGACGUAUUCUAUGGAAUCCCAUAUGCCAAGCCUCCUGUGGGUGAUUUUCGCUUCAAGCACCCUCAGCCUUCAGAGUCAUGGGGACCGGAAGUAAGGGAUGCACAAAACCCGACGCCAUCUUGCUUCCAACCAAAAAAUGCUCAUGGCAGUGAUGAAAGUUACAAACAGAUGCCCGAUGAUUACAGUGAAGACUGCCUUCAUCUUACAGUGUGGACACCAUCAGAAAAUAGUGGCAAUCUAGCAGUGAUGGUCUGGAUCCACGGUGGAGGUUUUUAUAUUGGAUCUACAAGACUGCCACUGUAUGAAGGAAAAUACAUUGCAGCAGAGAAUGGAGUCAUCGUUGUUUCAAUGAAUUACAGAUUGGGGCCUUUAGGGUUCAGCUACCUUGGUCGAGAUACCAUCCCUGGCAACAUGGGCUUGAUGGAUCAAAGAUUAGCCUUACAGUGGGUGAAAGACAAUAUUGCCAACUUUGGUGGAGAUCCAACACGGGUGACCAUAUUUGGAGAAAGUGCUGGUGGUGCAAGUGUAGGUCUACACCUGGCAUCACCUUUGUCACGUGACCUGUUUGACAGAGCAAUAAUGCAGAGUGGGACUCUCAUCUCCCCAUUUGCAGAUAACAUGCCCAAAACAGCAAUACGGACACUGAAGAGACUUGCUGAUCUCCUUGAAUGCCCUUCAUCUUCAACUGAUACAGAGAUAUAUGAGUGCUUGAAGACAGCAGAUGCACAAACUAUGGCAGACCUUCAGCUAGGUUUGCUCGGUGAAGGAAUUCCAUUUCGUCCAGUUGUGGAUGGGAACUUCCUCCCCGAUGACCCCAAAAGUCUUCUGUCCACUGGCUCCAUCAAGCAGACCAGUGUAUUGCAUGGUUUUACUAAAAAUGAGACAGCACUGUUUUCUGCAAUGAUACUGAAGCAGAUGAGAAACGUAUCAACAUUGCCGGAAACACUCAUUUUAAGUCGUCAAGAAUAUGAUAAUUUUAUUUCAUUUGACAUGGUCACUGGAACAGACAUUGAAGAGCCUAUCCGUCUGUUUUAUGAAAGUCAGAUACCCCUUCUAAAGGACACUGACUAUUUUGAUGUCGUGACUCGCGCAACUUCGGAUAGGGAUUUCAAGUGUCCUCAUCUUGAGUUUGACAGAUUGUACUCUCCUGCUAACCCUACCUAUGUCUACAGCUUUAAUCACCGACUAUCAAUUAGUCCGAAUCCAAAGUGGAUGGGAGCACCCCACUGGUACGAGCUUGACUUUGUUUUUGGUUGGGUUCUGGAAAAGUCUCUGGGAUUUACAGAGGAGGAGAUGGAACUCAGCAGGACCAUCAUGACGUACUGGACCAACUUUGCCAAGUCCGGGUCAGUGAAUGAAUGA
This is a messenger RNA of Haliotis rubra (blacklip abalone), 1500 nucleotides long. RefSeq names its product cholinesterase 2-like. The transcript has a single exon. NCBI's taxonomy places the organism in Eukaryota, Metazoa, Mollusca, Gastropoda, Lepetellida, Haliotidae. Gene Ontology annotation, molecular function: cholinesterase activity. The record is from RefSeq and is a predicted model, not a curated record. Bases 1 to 1500 code for a protein of 499 amino acids.